Messenger RNA from Cladophialophora psammophila CBS 110553, 4011 nucleotides. RefSeq lists its product as uncharacterized. Gene Ontology annotation, biological process: cytoplasmic microtubule organization. Gene Ontology annotation, cellular component: nucleus; microtubule plus-end; cytoplasm. The record is from RefSeq and is a predicted model, not a curated record. NCBI's taxonomy places the organism in Eukaryota, Fungi, Ascomycota, Eurotiomycetes, Chaetothyriales, Herpotrichiellaceae. Gene Ontology annotation, molecular function: microtubule plus-end binding. The coding region runs from base 1 to 4011 and encodes 1336 amino acids. The transcript has 2 exons.
AUGGCCGAUCUCAAUGUCAAGAUCGGACAAAGAGUCGAGACCCAGGACGGCAAGCAAGGCACCGUCCGCUACAUAGGUCAUCUACACGUUGCCUCUGGAGAAUGGCUGGGACUCGAACUAGCCGAUGACACAGGAAAGAACGAUGGUUCCGUCAAAGGGGAGCGGUACUUCAACUGCGCCCCCGGCCAUGGCAUCUUCGUCCGUAAGGAGUCGGCUGUGAAAAUCCUCAGUCAAGCAAGCACCAGUGCAAAGCUUAACGGAGGGUCGACUUCCAAUGGACCCGCAGUGAAGCCGAGACCGUCCAGCAUAGUUGCUGCGGAUGUUGCAAGAAAGCGGCAGAGUCUGAUGAGUGCCGGUUCCGGAACGACUACAGGCUCAAGGUCUAUGAGGGUAUCUUCUCCUAUCAAAUCUCCUACGAAGCCUGCCCCGUCUUCCGCCAGUUCAUCCACCUCGACUCCAAGAACUGGUACUCCGGCAACUACUGCACGUACCUCUGACUCGAGUACAAAAUCGAGGCUCAGUAUGGUUGGGAAAUCUACAAUGGCCGCACCCGCUUCGACACACCGGCCGAGCGUCUCAACGAGUAGACAGUCAAUAGGAGGUGGUCCUGUCAGGCCUCCUGGGACCAGACCGUCUUCAAUGCAACCACGGCCUUCCAUGACCGCUUCUAGAUUAUCCAUGACCGCCAAAGCUCUGCCUCGGACUGAGAAGAGCGAACCUAUUUCCGAUGCCCUUGAUGGGAAAACAGCACCUCCAAUCGCGGAAGAACGAUCAGCUCCAGCUCCCGCAUCAGACGAAGAAGAAGCUGAGGCCCCGGAGCCGUCGGUCAUAGAGGCUAGAGUUUCCGCAGCGACCACCUCACGUUCACAACCGCUUGCUAGUCAACGGAAUGGGUUUAGUUCUGCGGUCGAAGACAGAUCCCGGCAGGCACAGGUGAUCAAAGCGUUGGAGACGAAAGUCCGGACAUUGCAGAAGCAGAGACAAGAUGACCAAGCUCAAAUCCAAAACGUACAGGAACUUCAAAACCAGGCGGCACGGUACGAAGGAAUCAUACAAACUUUGCAGAAAAAGCUUAAAACCAAUCAACAAGACAUCCAAGAACUCAAAGCCAAGUACGAGGAUGCCGAGAGUCGUGCCGCCAAAGUGCCAGAUCGCAGUGCCGAACAUGACUCAGAAUUAGAGCUUGCGACUCUUGACAAGGAGAUGGCUGAAGAGCGUGCUGACAUGUUUGAGAGUGAACUGGAGGCACUGAAGCUCAAGCAUGAGGAGUUGGAGCUCGAGGCUGAAAUUCUGAGAGAAGAGAACCGGGAAUUGGCGUCGAUCAUGAGUCCUGAAGAGAAAGCCAGUGCUGGCUGGCUUCAGAUGGAACGCGAGACGGAGAGGUUACGACAGGCACUGGUCAUGCUGAGGGACGUGACGCAGCAAAAUGAGGGUGACUUGAAGAACGAGAUCAAGGAGCUUCACGAAACCAUUGAUGAGCUCGAGCAGACAGCCUCGAAGUAUGAAGAGGUUGCAGCGAAGCUCAGCAGAUCGGAAGAGACCAACCAGCAUCUCAGAGAACAGCUAGAGGCUGCGGAGGCAAACGACGAAAUCUUGGAUACCCUGGGACAAGAGCGUGACCAGCAUCGACACAUGAUUGAACAGUUGAAGAGGCAGGUUCAGGACCUCGAAGAACACAUCCAAGUGGCAGACGAACUCGAGGCAUUCCAUGUCGAAGAGGAGAAGCGGCUGCAUUACCAAUUGGAUGAAAGCGAGGCCCUGCUGCACGAUAGACAUCGACAAGCCGCCGAGCAGGAAAAGACAAUCGAAGACCUGGAAUACACACUGACCAAAUUCAGGGAUGUCGUGCAGGGUCUCCAGGGUGACAUUGACGAACUCCGACGUUCACGCGAGAUCAGCGAACUCGAGGCGAAUGAGAUGAGUAGCAAGUCCAGGGCGAUGAUGGAUCUGAACCUGAAGUUACAGAACUCGGCUGCCAAAACUCAACUGAAGGCGAUCGACCUAGAACUUGGGAAGAUGCGUGCUGAGCAGGCCAGUUUACAUCUGGAAAUCGUGCAGCACUUCGUUCCAGAUACAUUUGACAUCGACAAGAAACCCAUCCUCGCUCUUUUGUGUUUCAAACGGAUCCGGUCGAAGGCGCAGUUGUGCAAAGUCAUACUCGCGGAGCGAAUGCGGGACAGGGCCGAGCUGCACGAAAGUCCUAUGGCGGUAUUCGCCGUCAUGGAAAAGAUGAAUUUUAUUGCGAAUCUCUGCGAAAGAUUCGUGCAACACCUGUCGACAUGUUCAACGGACGACUUCAUGAGGUAUGCCGGUGCCCCGUUCGAGCUGGAGCCUGUAGAACAGGCAAUGACCAGCUGGGUGGAGGCCUUGCGCCGCGAUGAACUUGGUCAUGAAGGUGCUGAAUACCUUCAACGCAUGGCUGAUAUUCUGGUCGACAUGUCUGAGAAGUUUCUUCCGGACGCUCGCGAAACUAAAGCAAUGGAGAUGACCUCGUCCAUCUCAAUGGUUGAGAACUACACAGACAACAUGGCCAGUCGAGCACAAAUUUUGAGCAAAGCAGUGCAAGCCAAGUUAGGAGCGCCGAAAGACGACGACGAGGACUCGAUACUAUUUGAAAAGAGAAUGGAUCAGCUUGGUAUUAAAGCCCGAACGAUCAAAUACAUUUCUGGCAAGGUAAUGCAUGCAGUGAGCGACCUUUGGGCGCGCUCAAUGUGCCUCAGCGAGUCCAUGUGGAGUAAAUUCACCGAAGCUGAAUUGUGCGCCGAGGCCUUGUCUCAAUUGAUCCAAAGAGUUGGAGAAUCGGUAUUCGAGGAGCUCAACAAGAUGGAAAUGGACGAAGCUCUUUCGUAUUCAAGGAUCAUCACGCUCAUGACCGCGGCCGCAUCUAGCCAGCAACAAAAGAGUGAACUACAAGGAACUGCUUCAGAUGAUGUGUUUGAGAUCCUGUUGAAGCAAUUGCAGAUUUUGCAAGGAAAAGUUGACGACCUGAACGCCAAGUCAGCAGACAUAUCUUGCGCCAUCGAGUUCGAGAAAUUCCCCGCCCCCUGGACAGCUCGCGCCCGAGAAGUCAAGGCACAAAAAGCACUGUCGCAAGAUCUGCAGGAGGAGAUGACUCGACUGAAAUUGAGAAUUCAAGAACAGACCAUCCGGCUUAGUGAAAAAGACAAAGAACUCGAAGAACAGCAAGUCAAGGUCGAAUUGCUAGAGUCGAGGGCCAAGGAGACCAAGGUCAAGGACGAUGGUGUGAAAGAAAUGAAAGACGAGAUCAACAAGCUUCGCGCGGAGAAUGCGGCCGCCGUUGAGAACUUGCAGCGACUCGAGAGAGAAUACCAGACGCUCCUCGAGUCCCAGGAGAGUCAAAAGAUGGAACUCGAGGCAAUCAAACACAAGAGAAUCGCAGACGGACAGGGGCUACCCCUCGGCCCCGCGGACGAGUCGGCAAGGCUACGCCUCAAGGCGGCAGUAGAUCAGCUCAAACUGGAGAUAACCAGUCUACAGGCAGCUGUUCGCUUCCUCAAAUCGGAGAAUCGACAGCUCAGGAUCCCGGUGGGCGCUAUUGCGCAAAGCGCUGUCGAGCAUGCAUGGCUUGAUCCCCACCAUCUCAAGGGGCCACCGGCGACAGACGUCAAGACUCAACAACUGCGGACGGGAUCGAGGGAAGUUUUUGCGAGUCUGAUGGACAUGGCCAAGGCGGCAAAGCCUGUCAAACUCAAGCGCCCAGCUGUUAGCCGUCAAGACGCGGCUGGGAAGGUGUCGUACUGGCGAGCACAAACAGACACCACGUUGUAUCAAGUGCUCCAGCGGAAAGAGGAGCUGGAGCGUUGGAAUGGGAUGAAGGACGACUUGCUUCAGACAGCGAGGGUCGUGGCUCGUUCGGGGCAUGUCUCUAAGCCCAAAGUGCCUACGCAGAGAUACCUCUCAGCCUCCAACGUUAGCGCCGCUAAGGUGGCUGAUUUGGAAGAUGGGAAUCUGAAACUCGGAGUUCGAGUUGAUGGAAUCUGUAUAGUAUGA